CCGAUAACGCGGAGUUUCCUUGUCCCGAUAUAAACGCCCAUCCCGCAACGUCAUCAGGACGCUACCCUGUGGCUGGCUCAAUCCCCUCCAGACGGUUGCAAUGCCCGGGUGGCAGCAGAUCUAACCCAGUCCACCGAUCGAGAGCUCCGCUGGCUUGAGGCUUCCCUCAUAGAACACGACAUCUUGACCGCGCCAUGGCCUCCACUGAGCCGAUCCGGUCCAGGGUCACGCCAUACUUGAUCUAUCUCGUGUUUAUCACAACUUUAGGACCACUCCAAUUCGGUUAUCAUCUGGCCGAACUCAAUGCACCCCAGGCUGUGAUUACCUGCGAACGGAGGAGCAUCCAUUCCUCCACCAAGGCACCCUCUCUACCACAAUGCAUCCCAAUGAACGCAUCACAGUUUGGUCUGGUGUCUUCAAUAUACACUCUCGGUGGCCUGUUGGGAGCCCUGCUGGCAGGACCAGUUGCCACCAAGCAUGGCCGCCUGUUCGCUUUACGAGCGACAACCGUCUUUUUCAUCCUCGGGCCUGUGGCUGAGACAUGCGCAUCCAACAUACCUCUCCUGAGUCUGGGUCGGCUGCUAGCUGGCAUUGGUGCGGGUGCUGCGAUUGUCGUUGGUCCAAUCUACAUUUCCGAAAUCGCACCGCCCAGCGCCAGAGGUUUCUUCGGUGCCUUCACGCAGGUGAUGACCAAUGUUGGGAUCCUAUUGACCCAGUCUCUGGGGUACUUCCUGAGCAAGGACAGUAUGUGGCGGAUUAUUCUCGCCGUUGCCGGUUUCAUUGGAGUUUUACAGCUCCUUGGUCUCACCCUAGUCCCAGAAAGCCCCACCUGGCUCGCCGAGCAUCAAAAAGGGAGCCUGGCCAGAGAGGUUCUACAACGGGUGCGCGGAAAAGACGCCGACAUUGAAGAGGAAAUUGAAGGAUGGCCAGCUUCUGCAGGCCCCUCAGAUGGUUCCGGAGAAGAGCAAUCCCUGCUCACGCCACCGUCAGGCAACAUACCACCCAAACAGCCCCCCGUCACGAUCCUACGUGCCGCCACGGACCCCUCCUACCGUCCAGCCAUCAUCGCCGUUGUCGGGGUUAUGGUGGCACAACAGUUCACCGGUAUCAACAGUAUCAUUAUGUACAGCGUUUCUCUGUUACAGAGCAUCCUUCCCACCACCGCAGCCCUCCUAACAGUAGCCAUCUCCGCCAUCAAUCUAAUCAUCACCCUCGCCUGCUCCCCGCUCCCAGACAAAAUCGGCCGACGAUCCUGUCUCCUUCUCAGCAUCAGCGGCAUGGGAUUUAACUCCGUGCUACUAGCUCUAGGCAUAUAUUUCAACCAGAAAGUCCUCUCCGCAAUCGCAGUCCUACUCUUUGUAGCCUGCUUCGCCGUCGGUCUUGGCCCAGUCCCCUUCAUCUUAGCCUCGGAGCUCGUCGGACCCGAAGCUGUCGGCGCAACACAAAGCUGGGCCCUAGCAGCCAACUGGAUUGCAACCUUCGUUGUCGCACAAUUUUUUCCCAUGCUGAACGAUACCCUAGGCGGCCGUGGCAAAAUCUACUGGGUGUUCGCCGGUAUGGCCUGUAUCCUAGGUGGAUUUAUCUACUGGCGUGUGCCCGAAACCAAGGGGAAAGCCUCUGCAGACGAGGUCUGGGGCAGGGACGAUCAUCGAAGACGCGACUGAAUCUAAUGUGCGUAGGUGAACCUGGUCUCGAUACGUAAUGUGUAUUCUUGAGGUAUGGUAUAGUGAGAUGUGUGCACUAUUCUUUCUUAAGGUAUGGUGUCCUAUUGGGGUUCUUUGCUUUUUGGCGCUUUCUUUAUGUCGUACCUUUCGGGCAGAUUGAGAAUUCGUACCUUUUUUUUUAGUUCACUCACUCAUUGGGGACUAUGUUGGGUGUGCGAUAUAAAUGCACUCCUUGCCAAUGGUGACACUCUGUAACAGUGCCCUUGGUA
This is a messenger RNA of Aspergillus ibericus CBS 121593, 1933 nucleotides long. Its product is annotated as putative MFS glucose transporter. The transcript is spliced from 2 exons. Gene Ontology annotation, molecular function: hexose transmembrane transporter activity. Gene Ontology annotation, biological process: monosaccharide transmembrane transport. Gene Ontology annotation, cellular component: membrane. NCBI's taxonomy places the organism in Eukaryota, Fungi, Ascomycota, Eurotiomycetes, Eurotiales, Aspergillaceae. Bases 195 to 1664 code for a protein of 489 amino acids. The record is from RefSeq and is a predicted model, not a curated record.